Messenger RNA from Onychomys torridus (southern grasshopper mouse), 2777 nucleotides. RefSeq names its product galactosamine (N-acetyl)-6-sulfatase (gene Galns). The record is from RefSeq and is a predicted model, not a curated record. Bases 407 to 1978 code for a protein of 523 amino acids. Gene Ontology annotation, molecular function: N-acetylgalactosamine-6-sulfatase activity; arylsulfatase activity. Lineage: Eukaryota; Metazoa; Chordata; Mammalia; Rodentia; Cricetidae. The transcript has 14 exons.
ACCGUGGCUCUUUCCCUGCUUUUCAGGUCAGACCUUGAUUCCGACCCCUCUCCUGUCAGGCACGAGGUCCACCUCUCCUGUUCGGACGCUGGCAGUGCCCCUGCUUCUGUCGCUCCGUCCCACUUUUCCUGGCAGGCCCCACCUACCGUGUCACUCAGCCUGGCAGGCCCGGCUCUCACGCUUCAGCUUGGUGGGGGUCCCGGCUUCUCUGCUAGCCUAUCCUGUCCUGCGGCGUCGCAAACCCAACGCCCUUCCCGGUCGGGCCGAGCCCACUCUCCUUGUCAGUCAGGCGACCUAGGCCCCGCCUCUCCUGUCACUCAGCCUCGAGGGCCCGCCCUGCGGUCCAAAAGGAAACGCCGCGAAAUCGGGACGGGGGUCUUAGCUCCGCGGCUGGUGCUCGGUUGCCAUGGCGGCAUCUGCCGCAAGGACCAGAGGCCCGCAGCUGCUGCCGGUUCUGUGCGCCUUAGGACUCUUGGCCUCAGGUGCUCCACAGCCCCCCAACAUCGUGCUGAUGCUCAUGGAUGAUAUGGGCUGGGGUGACCUGGGUGUAUAUGGAGAGCCUUCCAGAGAGACCCCAAAUUUGGACCGGAUGGCUGUAGAAGGGAUGCUUUUCCCAAACUUCUAUUCUGCCAACCCUUUGUGCUCACCAUCCAGGGCAGCCCUGCUCACAGGACGGCUGCCCAUUCGCAAUGGCUUCUACACAUCCAACGCACAUGCAAGGAAUGCUUACACACCGCAGGAGAUCAUGGGUGGCAUCCCUAACUCGGAGCACCUCCUGCCUGAGCUCUUGAAGAAGGCAGGUUAUACCAACAAGAUUGUGGGCAAGUGGCAUCUAGGUCACAGACCCCAGUUCCACCCCCUGAAACAUGGAUUUGAUGAGUGGUUUGGAUCCCCCAACUGUCACUUUGGACCUUACGACAACAAGGUCAAGCCCAACAUCCCUGUGUACAGGGACUGGGAGAUGGUCGGCAGAUUUUAUGAAGAAUUCCCAAUUAACCUGAAGACCGGGGAAGCUAACCUCACCCAACUCUACUUACAGGAAGCUCUGGACUUCAUCAGGACACAGCAUGCAAGGCAGAGCCCCUUCUUCCUCUACUGGGCCAUCGAUGCCACUCAUGCACCAGUUUAUGCCUCAAGACCUUUCUUGGGUACCAGCCUUCGAGGGAGGUAUGGUGAUGCUGUUCGGGAAAUAGAUGACAGUGUUGGGAAAAUCCUGAGCCUUCUACAGAACUUGGGCAUCAGUAAGAACACAUUUGUCUUCUUCACAUCUGAUAAUGGAGCAGCCCUCGUUUCUGCUCCCAAAGAAGGUGGCAGCAAUGGUCCCUUCCUGUGUGGGAAGCAGACUACAUUUGAAGGUGGGAUGAGGGAACCUGCAAUCGCUUGGUGGCCAGGGCACAUUGCUGCAGGCCAGGUGAGCCACCAGCUGGGAAGCAUCAUGGACCUCUUUACCACCAGCCUGUCCCUUGCAGGCCUGAAGCCACCCAGUGACAGGGUAAUCGAUGGACUUGACCUACUCCCCAACAUGCUUCAGGGCCACACCAUGGACAGGCCCAUAUUCUAUUACCGUGGCAACACACUGAUGGCAGUCACUCUUGGCCAGUACAAGGCCCACUUCUGGACUUGGACCAACUCCUGGGAGGAAUUCAGACAGGGCAUUGACUUCUGUCCCGGUCAGAAUGUCUCAGGAGUCACAACCCAUACCCAGGAAGAACACACGGAGCUACCCCUGAUCUUCCACCUGGGACGUGACCCAGGGGAGAGAUUCCCACUCAGCUUUGCCAGUGAUGAAUACCAGGAUGUCCUUAGCAGGAUUACCCAGGUUGUCCAGCAGCACCAGAAGUCCUUGGUCCCUGGACAGCCCCAGCUCAAUGUGUGUAACCAGGCUGUCAUGAAUUGGGCACCCCCAGGCUGUCAAAAGUUAGGGAAGUGUCUGACACCUCCUGAAUCUGUCCCUGAGAAGUGCUCCUGGCCCCAUUAGCCAAGACUAGAAUCUCCAGUCAGCCCUGCAAGUGUCCGGAAGGCUUUGGCCUUGGGACUGAUGGACGAAAGAGACCAGCUGCCCUCUGCUCACCCACCACUGGUUGGAUGGCCUCUGCAACCAGUAGCAAGGUUCCAAGACUGUAUACUGGAGACCUGGCCCUGGAGUCCACUCUGGCACUGCAGCCCAUCUUCCCAACUGGCUAUUGAAAAAGAAGCAGUUCUUACUGCCCUGCUGCCCUUGACCAUGACCCAGAGCUCCAGCCCAGGGUCUGCAGGGCUGUCACUUUGCCUUCUCACUGUUUCUGCAUAUAUUUCAAUGCUGGUGCUUUAGACAGAGGUGGAGAUUUCAGUGCUAUGCCAUGGAGCCACCAUGUGCCUGGCCAUCAGUCCUUACCCCCAUGUCAACUCCCUUGGGUUACUCUCCCUCUUUUCCCACUGGCUGCAAACAAGAGACAAAGAUGUCACAUCACCAAGCCCAAGGUGUUGUUACUGCUCCAUCAAGACAGGAAGGCGACAGCCUAAGUUUCUGGCUCUGGCUCAGCACACUAUGGGUCCAUUUCUGCAGUACCUGCCAUCAGUCACAUGCAGGCUACAAGAUAUAAUCUCCAAAACCCCUUCCCAGAAAGCUCAUGGGAGCUGUCUGUCCAUCAUGAACAAGUUUUCACAUCUCUGCAAUGAUUGUAGUGCCAAAGCUGAAUUGUAAAGGUUGGAAAAUGAUAACGAAGAGAGAUUGAGAGACCAAUAAAGGAAAUAGGAGGUGUGUUAGCUCUAUUAUUCUCUUUCUUUCUCUCUUUCUU